AUUGAACCCACAAUCAUAUGUUAAUGUCAGAACAAACUUAUAUUUAACCGGAUGAGUUUAGUUCAUACUUGAUCUGAUAUAGGAGGUGUGUGGACAGAAAACAAAUUAUGUCGCAGAAACGUGAUAUUUUAGACGUAAUGAAUUUGACGCUGAAGGAUGGAGUAAAAGCUAACGGCCAUACAGGAACCUUUAAAGUCAAAGCAGGCCUGGCUCAAAUGACAAAAGGUGGGAUAAUCAUGGAUGUCACAACACCAGAGGAAGCAAGGAUUGCAGAAGAAGCCGGAGCAUGCGCUGUCAUGGCAUUAGAGAGAGUUCCUGCAGAUAUACGGCGAGAAGGCGGAGUUGCGAGAAUGACGGACCCAAAGAAAAUCAAAGGAAUAAUGGCAGCUGUAACGAUACCAGUAAUGGCCAAGUGUAGAAUAGGACAUUUUGCUGAAGGACAGAUCUUAGAGGCUUUAGGUGUUGAUAUGAUUGAUGAGUCAGAAGUUUUGACACCAGCCGACGAGGAAAAUCACGUGAACAAACACGAUUUUAAAGUGCCAUUCGUUUGUGGGGCCAGAGAUUUAGGCGAAGCUUUAAGAAGAAUAUCGGAAGGUGCAGCAAUGAUCCGAACGAAAGGUGAAGCUGGUACUGGAGACGUUUCUGAAGCAGUGAGGCACGCAAGGACAAUUCGAAAACAAAUAAAAAUUGCCCAGGCAAUGGACUCAACAGAACUAUACACCUAUGCCAAAGAACUCCGCGUCCCAGUUGAUUUAUUACAAAAGACAUCUGAGCUUGGACGAUUGCCAGUUGUUAACUUUGCUGCUGGUGGAUUAGCAACUCCCGCUGAUGUCUCUUUACUGAUGCAAUUAGGAGUAGAUGGUGUAUUUGUUGGAUCUGGUAUUUUCAAAAGUUCUAAUCCUCCAGAGCGAGCAGUUGCCAUGGCACAAGCCGUUACUCAUUACAAAGACCCUAAAAUAUUAUCAGAGCUAAGUUCCGACCUGGGUUCCGCCAUGUUUGGUGUACCGGUAAACCAAAGAAGCAAAUUUUUGUCUUACUCAAAGCAGAACAGUGACACAAACAAUAUUUGGGAUGCUACUUUAGGUGAUCCUGCCAAAUUUCCUGUAAAUAAGGCCCAAUGAUAAAGUUGUCGGAAAUUGUUCAGUUUACAUUUUAACUAAUCAUUGCAUAUGCAUUAAAAUCAUGUUAAAAA
This is a messenger RNA of Mytilus californianus (California mussel), 1192 nucleotides long. Its product is annotated as pyridoxal 5'-phosphate synthase subunit SNZERR-like. Lineage: Eukaryota; Metazoa; Mollusca; Bivalvia; Mytilida; Mytilidae. Gene Ontology annotation, molecular function: amine-lyase activity. The transcript has 6 exons. The coding region runs from base 108 to 1121 and encodes 337 amino acids. The record is from RefSeq and is a predicted model, not a curated record. Gene Ontology annotation, biological process: pyridoxal 5'-phosphate biosynthetic process; pyridoxine biosynthetic process; amino acid metabolic process.